CAGACAGAGUCUGAUAACACCGCCCUCUAUGUCAACAAAUGUGUUAAAAAUAUGCUUUGUCUCAUACCGCUAGAUGGCAGACUUGUCGUUGCUCUAUGUGAUUCUUUUCAAAGGGAUUAUUGAAAUUAUGUCUCUAGAAUCAAGAGUUACGGAUUUAUCUGUUUUUCCAAAUGGUCGAUAAAGUUUUUGUUGAGUUUUUUUUUAGAUUUGAUUUCAAACUUUUCGAAAUCAACGUCUGUACUUUAUAAGAUAAGAUACGACACUGGUCAUUGCCGAACUGGCGUGUACUGUCACUGGUCACGAUUGACCGCUCGUCUAGCGCUGGACUGGGAUGAUUUGAGUAGGCUAAAAACACACACAGUUACGACCAUCUGUGUCACCACCAGGUUUAUAACAAUAGAGUUGUUGUUCUUCAUAUUUAUAACCUCAAACCAUGGCCUGGACACGUGACAGAACUGACUAAGACAUCAUCACAUGAAGAUGUUAUUUGACUCACCAACUCAAAAAUUCGGUUACCUCGACAUCAAACAAUCAUCAAAAGUCAAAGGGAGAAAACUGAAGACAUGGCGGAGGCGCUGGUUAGUUCUGACCAAGAUGACCAACAUGUCCAACGACGAGUUCGUUGCCAAGCUGGACCUGUACACCAGCGAGUCCAGCUGGAAAAGUCUGGACAAUGAGAAGACCACCUUCAUGCUGGAGAACAUCUCCUGCAUCCAGUCGGCCAAGUCCAAGACGCACCCCAACGCCUUUGAGAUAGUGGAGAAGCAGCCCAUCCUCGUGCUGAGCGGCGCCACCGACCUGGAGUCCUACAGUUGGAUGCUGACCCUCCAGCAGAUGUUAACUCCAGAACAGAUAGAGACUAAGAAAGAUAGCUACAUUGUGAAGGUCUUUGACAAUGAGUACUCCCAGAAAUGGAAUCUAAGCGGGCAGAUGACAAUGAACGUCUCCCCGGCAUGCAUCAGCCUGGUCGACACUCAGUCUUGCAUCAUCAGUUGGGCUCUUAGCACUCUGAUUCGGUUUAACGUGGAGAAGAAUCCAAUCACGGGACUUACAGAUGUGCUGAUGAUCGAGUGUGGACCGCACUCGCCCACUGGUCAGAGCUGUUUUAAGUUUUCGAGUGACGAAGCUCAAGAAAUCCUUAGCGCCAUUCGGCAGUCUAUCUGCCUAGCCCUAGCCCAGAAGCAAAUAGCCAGAAAGUCCAGCAACACGAGACCAAGGACCGUUUCAGUGACGGUCAGCGAAAAGGGAUUCCAGCACCUCCUGGAUACCAUCCCUGUCGUCAUCGACCCGUCACGUGAUCGGUCAGAGUCGGACAGCUCCAAUUCCCUGACGGGGACGUCUCCAACAUUGUCCGUCUCGCCGUCUGCAAUCAAACAAGAAAUUUACUCAUCCAGUAUUGGGCGGCAGUCUAGCAGUAGAGUCAACGCGGAGCAAGGGGUUACUGUUGGGAGAACCAGCUCUGAGCUGGAGGCCUUGGUGGAAAGCGAUGAGCAGCUGACCACGGAUCUGGCAGAUCAGCUGGAAGUACACAAAAACGAAGACAACACAGCUGCCUCUCAGACUCCCAGCAAAGACACGGGAUACAGUGUCAUAAAAGCGGUCCCUUCAUUAGCCCAGGUGAACUCCAGCGUCCUGUUCUCAGCCCAUUCCGAAAAAAAUCUUCAGAUCGCAUCCAAAAACCUGAACUCUGAAAAUUCACAUCAUUUAUCAGAAGACAUUAACUUAACCUCGAGGAAAUCAGACGAGCAAGCUCAUUACGAAUCGACAACGUCAGACCUGAAGCUUAACAGCACUGCAUCUAUCCGGACUAUGACACUUCCUUUGAUGAAAGACGACAAACGAUCCGUCCCUCACUACCAAGAAAUCAAAACCAAAGACUCUUCCACGCCAAAAGAAGACACCCCCAAGAAAAGAUCCAGCAGCACCGGUGAUCUUCAGGUGAACCUGAAACACUCCGAGUCGGACUUUGAGAACGAUUACGAGGAACUGGACGAGCUCCGGGCUUCAGUCCAAAGGCUUAAACUCAGCAAGCAAAGCGACUCUCCUCCAGCAUUGCCUGCUAGGCCAAGCGCCAAGAACUUUGUGCACAACAAACUUAACAGCUCUGCCAGAAUGAACACGAAAAAGAAGCGUCCGUUUUUUAAACGCUCGGAAAAGUCCGUUCGGCAUUCCGACGAAGACGUUUCUCAGAAGUCGGAUAUAAAAAUGUGCAUGUGCAGUGACAUUGGGGCCGAGAGACUUCCCUUUGUAUCUGACAGUGGGUUUUGCGUUGUUUGCCAAGGCAUCGUGGAGUUCCAGAAGCCGAAAAAACGUGUCCCCAGCAAGGAGAACGUUCUAGGCAGCACUCACUCCAGCUUGAACGACUUGUACAGUAGCAUUCCGGAAGUGAGCACCAAUCUGACCAAAAGGCGGAGAUCUUCAGACAUAACACCAGUGUCCUCUUCUUUUUAUGCCGCUUGCGAUAUUUCGCUGACGGACAUUAAAAAACAAACGUCGCAAAACUGUUCGGCUACAGCCGUGACGGAUUCUGGUAGCCAAGAUGACGAUGGCGCAUGUGCGUCAAAAAUUGUACCCAAACCUCUUCAGUACAACGCUUCCGAUCCUUUGAUCAGUUUUUUUGUAGACGAUGAAAACUUCCUGUCUCACCCGAUGGUUUCUGGGAUUAAGGAAUCACCACCCACACCUCCAACUACGCCCACACUGUCUCCGAACUUUGACCUUACUUUCCAGCAGAUGUUGCUUGACUCACCAACGUCACAUUUGCCAAGUUUACCAUUUAUCCAUGGGAGAGAAUCCAUGCCACCAAGCAGCAGUUCUUUCCCAAUCGCCUCCCCACAAACGCAGUUCCCGUUCGUAUUUUUGCCUUUUCCUUUUAGUCCACUGUCACCUACACCCGGAAUGUUGCCAGACGCCAUGUUAUGGAAUCAAAGCACGUUCGGCUCUCGGAGUCCUGAGUAUACUCCUGAAGACACAAGCUACAUCAGUAUGGAGGGCAGAAACUUCCAGAAUCUGGAGGAGAAAGGACUUCGAAAUGAAGAUACCAGUGGGGUGUAUGUUGGUCCCUCCCACAGAUCUAGCGGUGACAUUUUUUAAAUGUUUUUUUGGCGGGUGGGGGGGGGGAGUAGGUGUGUGACAGCAGGCCACUCGCAGAACUGAAGAAAAAGGUUAACCGUGCAUCUGUAUUAUAGGCUUAUCAAUGCCUAGAUAAUGACUUUUUAAAUGUGUGUAUGCAAGGAUAGAAGACUGAAAGUUAUAAGUAUAUAUAUAGGUAUUGUAAAAGAGUUAUUUAAACAUUUCACACACGUAAAUCUAGAUAUAUCUGUGUUAAACAUUGUCAUCUAGUUUAUGUUUUUUUUUGGUCUAUCCGGUUACCCAUGUCAUGUUCGUAAUCUUCUGAAUCCUGAAUGAUUGUUUGCUGAUGUUUUCUUGUGGCUUCAAUAUAAAAAUCGAAAUUAAAUUUGUGUUUGAUGCUGGCUGGCCAGUCUCAGUCCCAUUUCAAUUUUCUUGUUGAUCAUAUGCAGACAUAUUCUUCAUUGAGGUGCAGCGGUUCUCAGACUGUGGGGUUUAGUGCUCUGGACGACAGAAAAAGGAAUUUCUGAAGCUCGGAAUGUACACAAAAAAAAACCGCUUGACCUCAUUCCGUCUUAAGGGCAUCUUGCAAAGUUUUCCCAGACCCCUUAUAAUUGUCGAUGGAGUGGUUCUUAAGUUUGUUGGGGGGUUUUUUGUCUAGGGGAGAGCGUCACAUGAAAAGGUUUGAGAAACACUGGGGUAGUUUUAUUAAACCGUUAAUUAUAGAAGAUAAUUAUGUUGGUAAUUCAACUGUUUUACAAUGCAGACAUUUUGUAAGCUUUAUAAAUAUUUGAAAAGCAUACUCAUUUUUUUAAUUCACUAGUAUUAAAGUUAUAUAGGCCAGAAUAAUUGAUGCAUUAUAUAACUGCUAUAAAAAAAAAUUUAUUCU
Molecule: messenger RNA, 3958 nt
Organism: Biomphalaria glabrata
Lineage: Eukaryota; Metazoa; Mollusca; Gastropoda; Planorbidae
Exons: 6
Coding region: 475-3093 (872 amino acids)
Source: RefSeq, a predicted model, not a curated record